Messenger RNA from Paramisgurnus dabryanus, 9173 nucleotides. RefSeq names its product Nance-Horan syndrome b (congenital cataracts and dental anomalies) (gene nhsb). Gene Ontology annotation, biological process: cell differentiation; lens development in camera-type eye. Lineage: Eukaryota; Metazoa; Chordata; Actinopteri; Cypriniformes; Cobitidae. The record is from RefSeq and is a predicted model, not a curated record.
AAAAGCUACUUCAGCCUCAAAGCUCUGAAAAACCCAGUAACGUUAGCCUACCGAAGGGCAUCCAGGAGCAGAGAUUUUCUGUGAGAAACCACCAUCCGUAUGUGAGCUGCUCCACUAACGGGAGAACCGAUGUGAUGGCGGGCAGCGCGGAUGAAUCGUGGAUUUCUGCCUGACAGGCACCAGAAUCUUCUGUCGGAUUAGUUCAUUUACUUAUUUAUGGGGGAUUUGCAUUUACCUGCUAAAAAAUGCCUUUUGCCAAACGGAUCGCUGAACCCCAGCUGCUGUGCAGACACCCCAUCCCUAAUGAUGAAGGGUUACUAUUCGAGGAUCUGUGCUCCAUCAGCAAUGUGGCUCUAUCCCGGACCCUGCGGCAGCUCUCCGACUUGGCUAAACACGCCUGUUCCUUGUUUCAGGAGCUCGAGAACGAGAUCGUCUCCACAAACCAACGGGUUUGGGCUCUGCAGAACAAAAUAGGCAAAAUCCAGCAAACCGCUGGUGCGCUGGAUCCAAAACUGGAGGCUGUGCGUUUCAGGAGAAAAAUCUGUAUGGCGGUAUCCAAUCUGGACAUUGAGAGUAAAUUGACUUCCCACUAUCAGGCUCCAUGGCAUCAGCAGCACAAUUUGUUUCACCCUUGUACACGGCCACCAUGCUUGGAGGAGUUACACCGACAUACCAAGUUCAACCUGCGGGCGCUGCACAGAGACCAGCAGCAGCGCCAGCUUUCAACCAGCAGAGAACGUGGUCGGGUUACCAUAUCUAUUUCUGUGGCUCCGCCCAUGCCAUCCCUCCCUUCAACUCAAAAACUCAGAAGGCGCGAGCAGAGGGGCAGACACUCACGUCUGGAGAGGAGCAUUAGGGAAAAUGAUGUGCAAACUAUCCAGAGGAAGGAGAGGACAGUCAAGGAGGCUGAAUUUAAACCAGUCCUCAGAAAGGCUGGUACCAACACAGAAACAGAUGGAGAAAUUCCAGUGUUAAGCCACAGGCCCAAAUGCCCUGUUCCCAAUGUCCCUACAACCUUGGACAAACAGACCAACUGGUGCAAAGCUCUGCCUCUACCCACACCAGAAGAUAGAAUUAAGAAUGAGUCUCAAGUGAUUUCAUCCUGCAUAAUUCCCAUUAAUGUAACCGGUGUUGGAUUUGACAGAGAUGCUAGUGCUCGCUGCUCUCUUGUUCACUCACAGUCUGUUCUACAGAGGAGAAGGAAGCUGAGGAGGCGAAAAACGAUCACUGGUAUCCCAAAACGAGUACAACAGGACAUGGAUUCUGAUGAAUCACCUGUAGCAAGAGAAAGAACAGUGAUUAUUCAUGCCAACCCACACAAGUCCCUGUGGCAUGAGGAUCUAUCCCUGAGUGGCCGUGUUUUGCACACCAGGGACUCUGGCUGCCAGACAGAUGACUUCCUGAUUGCUGCUCCAUCUCGAAGGCGUAUCCGUGCUCAAAGAGGUCAAGGAAUUCCAGCUUCUCUUUCACACUCCACAGGGAACAUCACAUCCCUGCCAGAUCGCUCUGAUACCGGAUAUGCAGCGGCAUCAGCUACACGUGUCCGUUCUAGAAGUUUACCCCGUGAGGGUGGCAGGCUUUUGGAUGAGGACCAAGAUGAUAGUGAUGAGGAUGAGGAUGAGGAUGAUGAAGAGGAAGAUGAGGAGCUCUCGCCUUACGAGACAGAGGACUUCCUGCAUGGUCCAGGACAGAGAAUUUCAAAGGAUGAAGAGGAGAGUACUGAUGAUCAGGCCAUGCCAGAGCUCCAGUUUGGGAGUCUCAAGCAUAUGCAGCAGUCUGGUAGCCCUGACCACACGUGGAUUGAGAGAGGCAGAUCUAGGCUCCCACGCAAAGUUGACAUGGGGAGCUGUGAGAUUUCCUCUAGCUCUGAUACUUUCAGCAGCCCCAUUCACUCUGCCUCUACAACAGGAGUGCUUGGCAGCCAGAUCGACCAUAAAGAGGACCACCAGUCCUCAAGUGGCAACUGGAGUGGAAGCAGCUCCACAUGCCCAUCGCAGACCUCUGAGACUAUUCCACCUGCGUCCUCACCUCCCCUGACUGGAUCUUCACACUGUGAUUCAGAACUUUCCCUCAAUACUGGGUCCCAUGUCAUUGAUGACACCACUGGCUUUAUAAUUGACCCCUAUCACAUAGACAAGCCACAAGGACAGGGCCACAGAUCCAAUUCUUUUACCUCAUCUGCCACCGAUCAGAUGGAUGAUGCAGGGGUCAGUACUGCUAGUGAUGGUGAGUGGAACUGCACCCAGGACCAGCAAGAUCAACUGUGCCCCCAAGACUUCAGCCCAAAGCAUUCCAGAGAGGAUGAGAGUGGUGUCAGCUGUCCCAGUUAUUCCAGUGGAGAAACUUAUGAGAGCUUCAAUGAACAACCAUGCACUGGGAAAUCAGAGUCGCACUAUAUUGUCGACACUGAGGGAUUUUAUUCCUCCAUGCACUUUGAUUGUGGUCCUAAGGGUAGCAGAAGCUACUACAACUAUGCAGCCAUUGACCCCGACUGUGGCCCAAGUGGGAACAUAGCACCUGGCAUGGGGGAAUACCCUCAGUCUGAAUAUAGAGCCACCAGAACAUUGGGGAGAACAUGUCUCUCCUUAAGAAAACCAAAGGCCAAGCCACCCCCACCAAAACGUAGCUCUUCAUUAAAGGAAACAAGUAGUGGUGUAAACGUUCUAGAGCAGAACGAACCAAAGAUUUCUAGCGAGCUACCACUGCCCUUGUCUUCCAGGGAGAUGAAACUGCAGCUGGACUUGGCUGGUUCUGCAGGGCACCUUGAGGCUGCAGGUCUUGAGUCACUUGGCGCAUGGGGAGUGGACAAUGUUAGGGACAUACUUGACUGCUCCUCUCCGUUCAACUCCUCUGACACACAUUCCUUCAAGGAUGAUGGUGCUGUGCAAGCAGACUAUGCAGACCUUUGGCUCCACAAUGACUUGAAAUCGAAUGACCCUCACAGAUCUUUGUCCAACUCCAGCGCGGGUACAACUGUUAUUGAAUGCAUCAAGUCACCAGAAAGUGCAGAAAUGCAAGCCUAUCAACCCAGACCUGCUUCUCCGACUCUUCCUCCACCUAAGGGUGACAUCAAGUUGGGUUCCCCUGAAAAGCUGGCAGGCUUAGCGUCCCCUUCCAGUGGAUAUUCCAGCCAAUCCGAGACACCUACAUCUUCCUUUCCCUCCGCUUUCUUCCCAGGGCCUCUUUCUCCAAACAGUGGCAAGAGGAAACCCAAAGUCCCUGAAAGGAAGUCUUCGCUUUGUUCCUUGCAACAGCCACAGCUUUCAGUCAGAGACCCAGGUGUCUUCUUUAGGAGGGAAAAUGACUUCCAUCCUCCCCCUAGUCACCUCGACCUAAGUGCUCUUCACAGCAAACAUUUCAUUCACAGAAAUCAGAUGCACAUCCUUCACCAGAAUAAGCAGAAAGCUGCAAUAGCUGCGGCUGCGGCUGCAGAAGCCCGAUCUGCAGCAGCGGCUGCGGCUGCUGAAGCCCGAUCUGCAGCUGCGGCUGCUGAAGCCCAAACUGCGGCUGCGGAACCUCUCGCUGCUGCAGAAUCUCACACCACUGCCACAGCAUCAACUAUAGAGAGUGCACCAUGCCCAGCAUCCACUUCAGCCCAUUUGGCCAUCACUCCAACAGCUCUUAGAUCAGUGCAACUGCGUUCAAUUUGUAGACCACCUGAAGGGAACCCAGGGUAUGAUCUUACCAACAUAAAUCCAGUUACACAUCCCAAGUGUCCCACAGUGAUAAGUGAUACGCUGUCAUCUGGCAACAGGCAAAAAAGGAAACCACCAGCAUACAAACCCCCAGCAUCACAGAUCUGUGAGUCCCAGGUUCCACUGGUGGAACAUGUUGAUGAGGUGAUAAGAGUGAGACAGGAGAGGCUUGGUCCUGGUACAUACUGGGCAAUGACUGCUUUCAGAAAACCUGUUCUUGAAAAAGAUGACUUUGCAACAAGAUCAUCUCAGAGUACUGGGAUGCACAGCUCGCAGCCAGAAAAAGAUAGCAGAAGGUACAUGGAUAAGCAACUUGCAUUAUCUCCAGAGAGACCUAAACAUGAACUAAGUCAAACUUCAUGGCCAGACCUUUCAGCAGAGCCCAUGUGUCUGGCUAGCACCAUGCCACCCCCAGCUUACAGUGAAAUCCAGAGAAGCAAUUUUUUACUGUGCAACAGUCCGGAAAAAGUGCCUGUUUCAACUCAAGAGGCAUCGCACACUUACUCAAUCAGCGAUGUGCUAGGCAGAGAGGAGGAUUAUGGGAUUAUAUCAGGUGUUGCAACCAGAAGUGCCUCACAGGACAUAAGAGAGGAAGAGUCAACCCCGGACACAGAGGACUACUUCAGCAAGGAAUCAACUCCCAGUGACAAUUCAAGCUCUCCUUUGACUGAUGACUCAAAAACUGAUGAUGAUAGUGUUUUCUUAUCACCCAACAAACUACGCACAACUGAAGAUCUGUUUGCAAUGAUACACAGAUCUAAACGGAAAGUGCUUGGACGCAAAGAUUCCGGGGAGCUGAGUGUAAAAGGUCGGCCAGGUGUAGUGCCUGCAACACCCCCUGUCACCAAUCCUACUGUAUGCCCAGUUACACCUGCAGCCGCAGCCUCCCCAAACAUCUCCCAGCGAGCCUCAGGACCCAUCUACAGGAGUGCCAAAAAGUCCAUCACAUCCAGUGAGGAGUUUAAACUCCUGCUGCUAAAGAAGGGUAGUCGCUCAGACACAAGUUACCGUAUGUCUGCAACAGAGAUUCUUAAAAGCCCCAUCACACCCAAAACCCAAGGAGACCCAUUAUUAGAUGCUGCAAUGCAACCAGAGGACCCCUCCUCAACCCUACAGGAUUCCUCUAGCAGCGUUGAUUCACUUCCAAGUCCGUUUCCUAAGGCCAACAGUGAAGGUUUCUCCCCAAAAACACUGACCAUGUCAGCUGCCUCCAGGCAGGGACGUUCCAGAAUUCCACCUGCGGCAAACAGCAGCCGCUAUAGUACACGGAGUCGGCUUUACACAGCCCCAAUGCAGGCCAUAUCGGAAGGAGAAACCGAGAACUCGGAUGGUAGUCCUCAUGAUGACCGCUCUUCUUAGUGGCAUAUUUUGGUAAUUCUUUAAUAACAUUUGGGAGUGCUGUACACAUAUGAUCUACCUUAGUUUUUCCUUUAAAAUAUUUGUUGUAUUGAAAAGACAUGAUUGAUUUUGUUAAGCUCCUUUUGUACUCUAUAGGUCAAGUGAAGACUUGGAAAGCAAAUUGUUUGUGGAUUGUUGACAUUUUUUUGUGAGAUUGGUUACAAAAUUAGGUAAAAUCUAAUGUAUGACUGUAACAAGAUACUAAAAAGUGUUCACUUUUUAAAAUAUACAUAUAUAUAUUUUAUUAAAAAAAAACACUAUUUCCAUAAUCCAUGAUUCAAGGUGCAGAACAGUAUAGUUUACAGACAAGAAUAUGUGGAUAUAAAGGCAUACCGAGGACAAUCGCACUAUGGCAUCUUAAGUGAAGGUGUCCAAGCAUGCUAAGAACAAGACUAAGAAAGCCAUGGAUUAAAUGACCAUGAGUUUAGUUGUGGACUGGUGGGUAAAACCUUAAGGAGCAGUUUCCCGGACAAGGUUUAGAUUAAUCCAGGAUUGGACUUUGUUACAAUAUAUAAGGACAUUUAAGUAGUUUUUACAAACAUACUGGCAUGCAUCUUGAGACAAAACAAUGGCACUGAUAUAAGAUAUGUCAAUUCAUGAAUAUCAGCUGACGUCACUCACAUCUCAAACUUGUCUUCCGCCAUUUUGAGUACCUGAAGUGGUCGCAAAAGAACUAGAAGCUAUGCCUUCAAUAUGUUGUGAGCAUCAAAAUCGCUAUUUUUCAACACUAAGUAGGCUCGGCACAACAUGAUACUUUACUCGAAGUAUCACCUGUGUCUCUACACGUGAACUCGAGCAUUGAGAACAUCUUGCCAGUCAAGAUGUAUCGAUCUUCGAAUGCGACGUAAGGAGGGAGGAGAGUAAAGAUGGAUAGCUCCUAAAGCAUAGCUCCAUAUAAAUGCACGGAUAAUUUGUUGUCUUGUCGCAAGUGAAAAACAAUACUGACCUCUAGUUGAAAAAGGAGCCUCAUAUGAGAUUAAUUCAUUCGCAUUCGGAAAUCAAUUUUUUACGUCUGGCAAAGACAGCGAGCGGACAACAUAACAGCCAAAGUCAGUUGUUCAAAACCUUUCUUUUUAGUCAACUCUGUGUACACAAACAAUGUUCUCAAUGUUCGCGUAUCAUUUGAUAGAGUUCCAGGUGAUACUUUGACCAAAGUUUCAUGUUCUGUCGUGCCUUCUUAGUGUUGUAAAAAUAGUGGUAGUUCGGUAGCAGCGGACAGCGGGUGGAAGAACGCAUCAGGGAUCGAGUAGGCAUCACACAGUCGAGGUGCGAAAUUUUUUUUCGUAGCCAUUUCCCGUAUCCGUAAAAAUAAUAGACAGUAAAAGAUAAGAAAUCCGUAAAUCGUAGCAAGCUAGCCAAUGCUUGUCAGUAGCCUACUGGUACUCGGUAGGUAGUCAAGAUGGGGGCAGGCAACUGGAAUGACGUAAAAGGUCACAUGACUGAUAUUCAUGAAUACAUUGAAAUGAAGGCAGCUAAAACAUGCAUUUUAGUCUGGGACUAGGAAUAAGCCCUGUACGGGAAACCGACCCUAAAUUAUUUUGCACUUAAUUUACUUAUCUGAUUCCUUGACAUACAACUGACAUGAAAUACUGUUACAGAGUUACUUCUGGAAAUCAAGGCGUUUGAAAGUAAUCCAGUUUUACUUUGACUCCCUGUGUGUUUUUAUUCAUUCUGCUUAAACAUAGGAGUGUCAAACAACAUUCCAUUAACUUACAGAAAUUAAUUUAUUCUCUUUACCUGUUGUGUUAACUUUUUCUUCAAAAACCCAAAUUGGGUUGUGUAUUUCGGUCCUAUUUUUCAGGUGUCAUCAUGAAUUUUGACAACCAGAGUCCGAUGGAAGAUCAUUGUAAAUUCACCUCAGUCUCAAUGUAUUCUGUGAAUACCCUUAAAAUCAACACUGUUCGUUAAACUAUUCGAAGGUCUCUGUUCAGAACUCAUAAGAUUUAAGUAGAUUUGUCAAGCUUACACUGUGCCACAGAUGGGAAGAUGACAAGCUGUGAAAAGAGAAAUCCGUUCUUUAUGUUUUUUUCAUUGUUUUUCAUCCUUUGUACAGCAUGCAAUAACACACUAGAACAGAAAAUUGUAUUUUCAUUUUCACUUAAAUAUGUUGAGUAUGUGCAAUGUUCAGUAAAUGUACAAAAGGUGUAGGAUUUGUUUAAAGUUUGCGGUUUUACAUCACUGUAUACACAGUUUGAGCUUAAUCCCUAAAGUGGAUGAAUUGGACAAUCUUUAGAGAGUUUGUGUGAAAGAGAAGUGCUUGGGGCCAUUUUAUAGACAUAUAUAUUUAAAAGAUUAUAUAAAUAUAGUUAGGGAGUAAUAUACAGUGAAUACUAUUUAAUAACACAAUCUCUGGGAUAUAGAUACUGUAAAGACAAAGGUAAAGUUCAUUGCUCAUCUGUAUAUACAUGGAUGUUUCACAUAUAUUUCCGGCAUUGUUGUUGGUUUGUCAUGUACUGUAUGUUUAAGGGGUAUGAAAAUGUAAUUAUUUGUAUUGUUUUAUUUCCGAAUAGUCUCAUAGACCUCAACUGAUUUAGUUUGGGGCAGCAACGCACCUGAGCCACGUCUAUUCUGUUAUUUUUUUUUUUUUAUUAAUACAACUGUCUGUUGGUUGUUAGCUUUGCAUACUUUUGGAAGUACAGACUUUCCUUUUUUCUUGUGUCCAUGUAUUAAAACUAAAUCUAUGAAAUCUUCUUUUAGAUUGCAACAUUUAAUAGAAAAAAAAUAUUUUUAAUUAUGGGAUAUUUUAUCCAGAGAAUUAUUUUGUUAAUAAUAAAUUUGGAAAAGAACAACGAUAAAGCUUUAUUUAAAUAAAAUAAGAAAAUGUACUAUUUCAUAGCAGGGGUGUAUCGGCCAAUGAUGAAGAUACUUAACUUGUAAACAUUUCUAAUUCGCUGUAAACUUGCAUUCUUAUCAAAUAAGCUGUAUAUGUUAAACAAUUAUAGUUAAAUAUUUUGGUGCUUUAAAUUAUAUAGCUACCCAGGCCAUAUUCUUGCCAUCCGAAAAAGAAAAGGUUUAUUACCGUCAAGAGGUUUUCUUUUGAUAUUUUUCUCUGGAAAUUCAAAUAUGUAGCAAUGUGUAUCUUGUUUUUAUUUUCAUGACACACUACAGUAGCCACAUUUGCGGUGUCACCUGAUGUAUAGUGAAGCUGAAAAGACAAUUCAGGCCUUACCUGCACUCUAAAAACUUUGGGUCAAAAGAGGAUAAACCUAACCUAACCUGUUGGGUUGUAAUUUUACCUCAGUGUUGAGUGAAAUGGAAAUAUUUAACCCAACGGCUGGGUUUGUCCCUAUUUGACCCAACACUGGGUUAAAAAUAACCCAGCAUUUUUUUAGAGUGUUUAUCUUAUAAAAAACACAACGAGGGAAUUUUGUUAUCUCUGUCAUAGUUCAUUUACCUCAACCAAGCUUUGGACUGUUUUAAAGGUAUUUUUUCUGCAGUAAUCAUAUCAGUCAUUACAGAAUGAAAGAAAAAUGAAAUGACACAUUAAAAAAGCAAAGACACACUCUCCAUGACGAGAAUUAUUUUAUUGUUUACUUUCCUUUGUUGUAACUGAAGUAUAAUAAUACAUCAUUGACUUCUGUGUUUAUAAUUUUUCUAGACACACUGUUGCCGAAUGACUCUGUAUUCAUGGAGAAGCACAGCCUGCUUUUGCCAAAGGGUUUCAGAUGUGUAUUUGGUAUGAAAUAAAUACAAAUUGUAAUGGAUGAACAAAUAAAAAUGUAUUUGAAUAAGAUGCAUCUCAUUCAGUUACAAUAAACAGGAAACAAAUCUCACUCAGCAUACAAGUUCCACUACAAGAGAUUUGAAUCCGUUUUGUAUUUUUGUAUAAACUUGUACAUACGAAAUUUCUAAAGUUAAAAGACAAAACCGUUUCAUUUUGUAAAAUGUUUUAAAAGUUUACAUUUAAUUCCAAGCCUUUGUAUAUUUUUGAGCUGUGCAACACUUUCAGUCCUGUAUUUAUUUUUUAGUAAACAUUGUGGGAAUUCCAUUGUAAAUUUUAACCAUUUCUUGCCAGCUCACGUGGCUGCUUCGUAACUGUGCAUAGAGAAAGCCAAUAAAUGUGACUGCAUUGAGAAACGA